AUGGGCCCCGAGCCUGCAGGGUCAGCCCCGGCAAAAGAAAACGGGGGGUGUCAUCAACAAGAGCUGGCCUCUCGGAUACAAUGGACCAGGAAGCAGCAGGACUCCAGGUGGGGGCUGGAAUCAGGAGCUGAGAGUCACAGUUGUCAGGCCCAGCCUGCGGUCUCCAGCCGUGUUCCGGGAAGUCUGAACACAGUUCAACACCCACUGUUGGUGAAGCUCCCCCAGGUUUUGUUCGUGAACAUUCCUUCCCUGGUGUCUGCUCAGAGGCUGGCUGUGCCCAGACCUCUCCCUCUCCCAGCGCCCCCGGGCUCUCACAGAAUUCGGCAGGUCACCCCAGCGGCCGUGUUUGUGGGCAGCCAUGUGGAUGUGUGUCCUCCUCUCCCCAGGUUCCUGGUGUUUCUCCGGUACCAGUGUCACUACGGGUACCCACUGCUGACCUACCUCGAGUACCCCAUCCUCAUCGCACAAGACGUCAUCCUUCUCCUGUGUGUCUUUCAUUUUAACGGAAACGUGAAGCAGGCCACUCCGUACAUCGCUGUAUUGGGGUCUUCUUGGUUUGUCCUCACCCUGCAGAAGUGGAUCAUAGACCUGGCCAUGAAUUUAUGUACGUUGAUCAGUGCGGCUAGCAAGUUUGCUCAGCUCCAGUGUCUGUGGAAGGCGGGAGACGCGGGAGCUGUGAGCGCGCUUACUUGGGGCCUCUCCUCGUACACCUGUGCAACAAGAAUAAUAACAACUUUAAUGACCACAAGUGAUUUUACAAUUCUUACACGUUUUGUCAUCAUGCUGGCUUUAAACAUAUGGGUAACAGCUACAGUACUUCGCUACCGGAAGACCGUUUUAAAGGCUGAAUGAUGGAUAAAUUAUUUCUACACGUGAAGUGGAUUUUGAAUAACUAAGUGAACCAAAGGAAAAGAGGCUCCUUGCUAAAUCAGUCUUUUAUACAUUUAAUCAAUCAUUUCAGAAUCUAUGAAGCCAAUGACUUUUUUAGACUUGAAAGAGCACUUAAAUAUUUGUUUGAAAAAUGCCAAUUUCCCUUCCCUCUCCCCACUUCAUUAGGUUAUGGUAGGACUCAGACAUCUGCAGUUUUGAGAAGGCUGGUGCCUGAUGGACAUCGUUCAAGGAAACUUCUUGACCCUUACUCUUGAAGUCAUGAUUAUUUUUGAAGAGCUAACUACAUGUUUUUCCGUUUUCAGGAUCUUUCAGAAAUAAAUCCUCCUCAUGACAAAAAUGAACAUGGAGUAGGAUUCUGCUCAGUCAGAAGUGGAACUGUAAUAAAUUACUAGGGUUCACUUUCUGGGAUGAAUGUUUAAUCGUAACAUAGAACAGGAUGGCCUUGUUGUAUAACAUAAUACUGUUUAGGUUCUAGCAAGGAUAUCAAGGCAGGCACAAAUGUAGUGGCUUGAGUUCGUAUAUCAAAAUCGUUGUUUAACCUCACAGUGUGCCUUAAGUAAUUCCUAACAAAAGCUACCAUUAGCUGCAAUCUCUCUUGUUCAUGAUGAGGAAACAGCAACAAGCUUUCUGAUUUAAGCACAAUACUGCCAUUUUCAAGAGCCACACCUAUACAAUUGCCAUUAUUGGAAUUUGGUACAAAACACCAGGUUUUGUCUAUUGAAAACAUAUGCAGUAAAGGGUAUUGCUAAAUUCUGCCAAAUUCUUAGAUUUUAUUGUCAUUAUACCUUCUCUUCCCAAACAUGAUGUUAAGAUUAUUGUAUACUGUAUUUUCCUCUAAAACUUAAUAACCCUAACAUUUAAAUCUUAACUUUCCUCUUCUAAUUGAAGGCAUUGUUCUGUUAUACGCAGUAAGUAAAUGAUGUUUAUUAGAGAAUUAGUUUAGUUUCCUAUAUAAAAUAAAUGUUCACAUUUUGAACAUUUAA
Carlito syrichta (Philippine tarsier) is the source of this 1874-nucleotide messenger RNA. RefSeq names its product PQ loop repeat containing 3 (gene SLC66A3). The transcript is spliced from 8 exons. The record is from RefSeq and is a predicted model, not a curated record. The coding region runs from base 1 to 852 and encodes 283 amino acids. NCBI's taxonomy places the organism in Eukaryota, Metazoa, Chordata, Mammalia, Primates, Tarsiidae.